This is a messenger RNA of Trichomonas vaginalis G3, 1545 nucleotides long. Its product is annotated as AAA domain-containing family. Lineage: Eukaryota; Parabasalia; Trichomonadida; Trichomonadidae. The record is from RefSeq and is a predicted model, not a curated record. Gene Ontology annotation, molecular function: ATP binding; protein binding; ATP hydrolysis activity. Bases 1 to 1545 code for a protein of 514 amino acids. The transcript has a single exon.
AUGUUAAUGACUGAACAUGAAAUUUCUUAUAUGCAGACUCAUUGUAAAAGCCAAGCAAAAGAUUAUUCCGAAGACGAGAAAAAGAGGAGAACUCGUGAUGGUUUAGUAUUAAUCUAUAAUCAUUUAAAGCAACUAGGCUACGUUAAUUCUGCUGAACAUCUUGCUCAAGAGGCAGGAAUUGGUCCUGAUAGGUUUGAACUUUGCGAUAAUAUAAGUUUUCAAAGAAUUAUUGUCGAUUUUGAAAAAGCAUACGAACAACGCUAUGGAGUUAAACCAAAGAUUGCAAAACCAGUUCCUAAAGGAAAGAAAACCACGCCUACAUCACUCGGAAAUAUUUAUGAUAUUCCAGCUGUAAUUGAAAAGGCAAAGAAUAAUGCAGGUAUCGACGGUCAUCCACCAAAGGUCAAAAAAGCUAAAUCAAGUGAUACAAAGUCAGAGAAAUCAUCAGAAAAAGGCAAAUCAGAUGAUCCUCUACAAUCAGAUGAUCUUUUAUCAAUCAAUGCUACGCCAAUCGUUGCACAACCACCUAAACCGAAGAAAUCCAAGAAAGAAGAGAUCACAGACGAAACUCCUUUACCUGUCCCUCCAGAUAUUCAGUUAAUGAAGCCAGUUCCGCCACAACUGCGUGCAGAUUUCGGCGACCUUACAGAUGUCAUUGCUCGCGAUAUCUUUACAGCGAAUACAGGUGUUACAUGGUCAGAUAUUGUUGGUCUUGAUGGUGCAAAGAGAGUUUUAAGAGAAGCAGUUGUUAUGCCACUCAAAUUCCCUCAAUUAUUCGAAGGAAAGAAACUUCUUCGCCCAUGGAAAGGCGUUUUACUCCAUGGUCCACCAGGAACAGGAAAAACUCUACUUGCGAAAGCUGUUGCAGGCGAAGGAACAACAUUCUUUAAUAUCUCAGCUUCUACAGUUGUUUCUAAGUGGAGAGGUGACUCAGAAAAGCUCAUUCGUGUCUUAUUCGAGCUCGCAAGAUUCCAUGCACCUUCAACAAUUUUCAUUGAUGAAAUGGAUUCGAUUAUGUCGAAGAGAUCUUCGGAAGAAGAGCACGAAGCAUCAAGAAGAAUGAAGACAGAGAUGCUCACACAAAUGGAUGGACUUGCGAACUCAAAUGCUUUAGUGUUUGUCUUGGCUGCUUCGAACUUCCCGUUUGAUUUAGAUCCUGCUUUAUUGAGAAGACUUGAAAAGAGAAUUUUAGUUCCAUUGCCAGAUAAAGAAAGUCGUGAAAACAUGUUUAGAACAUUGUUGACACCUGAUGUAGCUGAUCAAUCUAUUGAUUUCGCUCAGUUUGCAGAGAAAACAGAGAAUUACAGUGGAUCAGAUAUCAAAUUAGUUUGUAAAGAAGCUGCAAUGGAACCAUUGAGAAGAUUGAUGUCAUCACUGCAGGAAAAGUAUGGAGAUUUGUAUUUAGAUGUCGCCAAAGAUGAGGAUAUUGUUUUGGAUUUAGUUAAUGAUCAGGAUUUGAAAUUGGCUUUAUCUAGAACUAAACCAAGCUUGAUGUUCAAUAUGAAGAAAUAUCAAGAAUGGCAAGACAGCUUUGGUGUAGAAUAA